Daldinia caldariorum is the source of this 1444-nucleotide messenger RNA. RefSeq names its product P34-Arc-domain-containing protein. The record is from RefSeq and is a predicted model, not a curated record. Gene Ontology annotation, molecular function: actin filament binding; structural constituent of cytoskeleton. Bases 143 to 1099 code for a protein of 318 amino acids. The transcript has 6 exons. Gene Ontology annotation, cellular component: actin cytoskeleton; Arp2/3 protein complex. NCBI's taxonomy places the organism in Eukaryota, Fungi, Ascomycota, Sordariomycetes, Xylariales, Hypoxylaceae. Gene Ontology annotation, biological process: Arp2/3 complex-mediated actin nucleation; actin filament polymerization.
CUGCAUACCACCUUAAGCCCCACCAAGGCAGCAUUGAACCCUCAUCGAACUUCGACCUUUCCAUAUAUUCAGCUCCACGUCUUGAUCUAUACCGUAUAAUCGUUGUCACGAAGCAAGCAGAACAAGUCAAUUUUUAAUCACCAUGCUGCUUCUAGACUAUCAAAACGUCUUAAUAGAGUCUAUUCUCAAAGAAAGACUCUUUGGAGCUCCUCCCGCCUCUAUCGACCAGACCGUUUCCGAUUUCGAUGGCGUAAUUUUCCACAUCUCGACUCCUGAAGCUAAGACCAAGAUAUUGAUCUCCAUCCAAAUCCGAUGCUUCAAGGACCUCGUCAAAUACGGCGCCGAACAGGUACUCCAGCGUGAAUAUGGCCCCUAUGUCGUAGCACCCGAGACAGGCUACGACUUUUCGAUUCAGGUCGACUUAGAAAGCCUACCUGAAGAAAAGGAAGCACGAGAAGAGCUGGUCAGCAAGAUCUCCUUACUAAAGCGAAACGCAAUGGCCGCCCCGUUCGAGCAUGCCUAUGCCGAGCACUACAAGCUUAAGGAAGAAGCCUCCAAGUAUACGUCCGAAGAAGCACCUCAAGGUGUCCAAGAAGGCGGUGAGAUUAUGGCUAUCCACUACCGCGACGAGGAAGCUAUCUACGUCAAGGCGAGCCACGACCGCGUAACUGUUAUUUUCAGCACCAUCUUCAGGGAAGAGACGGAUAGGGUAUUUGGGAAAGUUUUCAUCCAGGAGUUCGUCGACGCCCGAAGGAGAGCCAUCCAGAAUGCGCCCCAGGUUCUGUUUAGAAAUGAUCCGCCCCUAGAGUUACAAGGGGUACCCGGCGUGCAGGCCACCGAAGGGAAUGAAAUUGGAUACGUUACAUUCGUUUUAUUCCCGCGACACUUGACGCCCCAACGAAUGCCCGACGUCAUCUCUCACAUUCAGACCUUCCGAGACUACUUCCAUUACCACAUCAAAGCUUCUAAGGCGUAUAUUCACUCCCGGAUGAGAAGGCGAACAGCGGACUUCCUACAAGUACUCCGAAGAGCCCGACCCGAGAACGAAGAAAAGGAGAGGAAGACGGCAAGCGGAAGGACGUUCAAGGUUCAGGCUUAAGGAAAUUGUCUAGACUAGGAUUCCGUAGGGCAUCGCGGCGAUACGCGAACCCAUAUCCUGAUGUAUGCGAUGCUAACGAACAAUACCACAACCAAUCAAUUGAUAAGUCGAUAAUAUACUUUUUUCUGUGCUUGUAUACCUAAUGCAUGAUGUUCGAUUUUACGACUUGGAGGUUGGCGGACACAACGAUAUCAAUGACAAGCUCCAAAUUUGUUUCUUAUUCGAGGAGUUAGAUUGUAGGCACAAAUUGGUUCUAUAGACACAAUGAGGAAAGAUGCCUUCACGUUUUUCUUUACUUUCAAUACACUCAUGAGACAUGACUAUAAGGUACAGUGUGAGAUGGCC